ACUAAAAGCCAAAAUGGCUGCCCCGAGGAGGCCCGCACCGCGUAGCCAGUGAAGGUUGGGGAGCAAGCUUAUGCGGGAAAGAGGGAGGGGGACUCCAGGAAAAGCCGUUGAGAGGACCAUCACAACCUGAGCAGCACAGGUUCCAGUUACAGCCAUCCCUUGUCAUAACUUUUGAACUGUAUUUGGAAAAAUACUGGCCAGGAAAGAAAAAUGAUAAAAUUUUUCCUCAUGGUGAAUAAACAAGGGCAGACUCGACUUUCUAAGUACUAUGAACAUGUGGAUAUUAAUAAGCGUACACUUCUGGAAACAGAAGUCAUAAAGAGCUGUCUCUCUCGAUCCAAUGAACAAUGCUCUUUCAUUGAAUAUAAGGAUUUUAAGCUGAUAUAUCGGCAGUAUGCAGCUCUCUUCAUUGUGGUUGGAGUUAAUGACACUGAGAACGAGAUGGCUAUUUAUGAAUUCAUUCAUAACUUUGUGGAAGUUUUAGAUGAGUAUUUCAGCCGAGUGAGUGAAUUAGAUAUAAUGUUUAAUUUGGAUAAAGUACACAUCAUUUUGGAUGAGAUGGUGUUAAAUGGCUGCAUUGUGGAAACUAACAGGGCAAGAAUUCUUGCCCCUCUACUAAUUCUUGAUAAGAUGUCAGAAAGCUGAAAGGAAGUCUCUUCGAGACAAUAUGGAUUUAUCAGAAAUGCGAGUACCGUGGAAUACAUCUCAACAUCUGUUAACCCAGAAGAAUCUGGAAGACCACAAUUACAAAAUGGGGUAUCCUUCCAAAGACAUUAUAAAUAGGCAUUUUCCACAGUUCCUAAAAAGAAAACAAAACUGUACUUUAAAAUAUGUACAAAGAAAAAAAUUUCUUUAAACUGAGAGAGAAGUUUUAUUUUCUAAUUGUAAACAUAUCUGUCGCACUUUAAAUUCUGUUGAGCACCUAAGGAACCCUUCUUGGUCUAUGCUUUUGCAAAUUGAAUUCAGGAAUAGCAGGAUGGUAGUGGGAAGAAAGUAUGGCAGUUUUCCGUUAGCCAAUAAAGUUUUAAAAUUUAAACACAAGGCAUUUUGAGUAACGCUGUUUUCUGAAGGCUAUUUUUUUUUUUUUUUUUUUUUUUGAGACGGAGUCUAGUCUAGCUGUGUCACCUGGCACAUUCUCGGCUCACUGCAACCUCCACUUCCGGGGUUCAAGCGAUUCUCCUGCCUCAGCCUCCGAGCUGGGGCUACAGGCAUGCGCCACCACACCUGGCUAAUUUUUGUAUUUUUAGUAGAGACAGGGUUUCACCAUGUUGGCCAGGCUGUCUCAAACUCCUGACCUCAGGUGAUCUGCCUGCCUCAGCCUCCCAGAACGCUGGGAUUACAGAUGAGCCACAGUGCCUGACUUCUGAAGGCUGUCUUAUUCCUUUAAAAGGCUUAGUAAAAUUAACUUUUUAAGAGGUGUUUUUUUGUUUGUUUGUUUGUUUGUUUUUUAAGACGGAGUCUUGCUCUGUCACCCAGGCUGGAGUGCAGUGGUGUGAUCUCAGCUCACUGCAACCUCCACCUCUGGGUUUAAGCAAUUCUCCUGCCUCAGCCUCCUGAGUAGCUGCGACUACAGGCAUGUAGUCCCCAGGAGACUGAGCUGUGAUUACAGAUGUGAGCCACCGUGCCCUGCCCGAUUUUAUGUAAAGCCCAGCUAAUUUUUGUAUUUUUAGUAGAGAUAGGGUUUCACCAUGUUGGCCAGGCUGUUCUUGAACUCCUUACCUCAAGUGAUCCACCCGCUUCAGCCUCCCAACGUGCUGGGAUUACAAGCAUGAGCCACCAUGCCCAGCCAAGGGGUGUUUUUUGUUUGUUUGUUUUUAAGAGAAGCAGGUCUUGCUGUGUUGUCCAGGCUGGACUGCAGUGGCUUUUCACAAGCAUGAUCAUGUUGUACUACAACCUUGAACCUUCCUGGCCUGGCUCUAAAAGCUUUGUAAUGUGGGGCUGGUGCAGUGCCUCACACCUGUAACCCCUGCAAUUUGGGAGGCUGAGGAAGGAGGAUCGCUUGAGGCCAGAAAUUCAAGACCAGCCUGGGCAACACAGACCUCAUCUCUACAAAAAAUGCAAAAAUCAGCCGGGUGUGGUGGCACAUACCUGUAGUCUCAACUACUUGGGAGUCUGAGGCAGAAGAUUUCUUGAGCCCAGGAGUUCGAGUCUGCAGUGAGCUAUGAUCGUGUCACCGCACUCCAGCCUGGGUGACAGAGUGAAACCCUGUCUCAAAAAUAAAAAAGUCCGAGUGCGGUGGCUCAGGCCUGUAAUCCCAACAUUUUGGGGGGCCAAGCCAGGAGGAUUGGUUGAGCCCAUUAGUUCAAGACCAGCCUGGGCAACACAGCAAGACCAUAUCUCUACAAAAAAAAAAAAAAAACAGCCAGGUGCGAUGGCUCAUGCCUGUAAUCCUAGCACUUUGGGAGGCCGAGGCAGGCAGAUCACUUGAGGUCAGGAGUUUGAAACCAGCCUGGCCAACAUGGCAAAACCUUGUCUCUACUAAAAAUACAAAAAGUUAGCCAGGCAUGGUGGCAAGCACCUCUAAUCUCAGCUACUCAGGAGGCUGAGGCAGUAGAAUUGCUUGAACCCAGGAGGCAGAGGUUGCAGUGAGCCGAAAUCAUGCCACUGCACUCCAGCCUGGGCGACAGAGUGAGACCCUGUCUCUAAAAAUAAGUAAAUAACUAAUUAAAAAGUUAGCCAGCUGUGGUGGUGAGCACCUGUACUCCUAACUACUCAAGAGGCUGAGGUGGGAGAAUUGAUCAAGCCUAGGAGUUUGAGGCUGCAGUGAACUAUGAUCACAACACUGUACUCCAACCUGGGUAAUGGAGUGAGGCCCUGCCUCAAAAACACAAAAACAAAACAAAACAAAAAAACUUUUAUAACAUGUACCUAACAAAGAUGCAGAGUUAAAUUUUAUUUGCCAGUUUGUAAAAGCCUUUGAUACUCAUUUUAAGGGCACUUAGUAAUUACAAUGCCAUUAUGUAAUUAACUCUAUAGAGAACAUUACUUUCAAAUAAUGGAUGGUCAGACAUUAAGACAGCCCCAGAGAGCCCCUACAGCUAUCCUUUAUCCCCUUUUUUGUUUGUUUUUUGGAGACAGCAUCUCCGUCUCCUAGGCUGGAGUGCAAUGGUGUGAUCAUGCCUCACUACAGCCUGUACCUCCUGGGCUCAGGUGAUCCUCCCACCUCAGCCUCCUGAGUAACUGGGACCACAGGUGCGCACCCCCUCCACCCAGCUAAUUUUUGUAUUUUGUUGUAGAGAUAGGGUUUCACUAUGUUGCCCAGACUGGUCUCGAAUUCCUGCAGUCACAUGAUCCAUCUGUCUUCGCCUCCCAAAGUGUUGGGAUUACAGGCCUGAGCCACUGUGCCCAGUCUUUUUAUGCCACAUUUUAAAAGGUUUGCUUAUUAAUAAGCUUACUGUUAAUGAAAUUUAGUUCAAAGUUUAAAAGUAGAAUGCAGCCAGGCAUGGUGGCUUACGCCUAUAAUCCCAGCACUUUGGGACGCCAAGGUGGGUAGAUCAUUUGAGGUCAGGAGUUCAAGACCAGCUUGGCCAACAUGGUGAGACCCUGUCUCUACUAAAACUACGAAAAAUUAGCCAGGCAUGGUGGCACGUGCCUAUAAUCCCAACUACUUGGGAGGCUGUGGUAGGAGGAUCACUUGAACCCAGGAGACAGAGGUUGCAGUGAGUUGAGAUCGAGAUUGUGCCACUGCACUCCAGCCUGGGCACAGAGUGAGAUUCUGUCUCAAAAAAAAAAAAAAAAAGUAGAAAGCAAGAAAAUGUCUCUGUACAGGUAGGCAUGAAAUGAAUCCUUCUCUUCCUCCCUUUUACUCCUUUAACCCCUUCUGCAAUGUCUUGAAGUAAAUUACUAUCAUUACAGAAGAGCAGUGCACUGCAUCCCCCCAAAACCUUUCUAUAUGCUUUUGCUACCCCGUUAACAGAAGAAUAUACAGAACUUAGGCGAAAGUAUGUACAGUAGUCCCUCUCUUAUCCACUGUUUCGCAUUCUGUGGUUUGUGUUACUCAUGGUCAACUGAGGUCCCAAAAUAUUAAAUAGAAAAUUCCAGAAAUAAACAAUGUAUAAGUUUUAAACUGCA
This is a messenger RNA of Pan troglodytes (chimpanzee), 4071 nucleotides long. It is a transcript of the gene AP4S1, whose product is annotated as adaptor related protein complex 4 subunit sigma 1. The transcript is spliced from 6 exons. The coding region runs from base 211 to 645 and encodes 144 amino acids. Gene Ontology annotation, biological process: protein transport. Lineage: Eukaryota; Metazoa; Chordata; Mammalia; Primates; Hominidae. The record is from RefSeq and is a predicted model, not a curated record.